Trichoderma atroviride IMI 206040 is the source of this 741-nucleotide messenger RNA. RefSeq lists its product as uncharacterized. Lineage: Eukaryota; Fungi; Ascomycota; Sordariomycetes; Hypocreales; Hypocreaceae. The record is from RefSeq and is a predicted model, not a curated record.
UCCCCUCAUUCUUCUACUUCAAACAAACAACAACAGUCUUCAACCAUGCGCUCUCUCUCUUUGGUAGCCUUGGGCCUCGUUAUCGGCUCUCCGUUCGUCCAUGCGGACCCAGAUGGCGGAUACGUCAAGACCAUGUUCAGCGGCAGCAAGACCGUGGCAACAGCGACUUCAACGUUCGAUGAUUCUCGCUUCUACUCGCUCUGGGUCUCUUUCAUGCGGCAGCAUUUGGUGACAGUUACCGUGACCACCUCUGUUACUGUCCCUGCUGCUACUACCACCAGCGUUGAACUUACCCAAAUAGCCUCUAUUUUACCCUAUCCACCGCCGUUUACCCGACUGGAAGUCACCGAGACAGAUUCAGUCUAUAAUACUGUUACCAAGUCCGUUUCUUCUUGCAGCAGUGGUUGUCCGUCUGUGACUGCUGCGCCAGUUCCACAAACUACCACCAGCAGUGCCAAGAUGUCGAGCUCUGCUGAACCAUCGAAGAACGGCACCGUGCCAACGUCCACUCAAAGGGAAGAAACAACUAUGAGCUCUACGACCUCUACGACCUCCAAGGGCCGCUUGACUCCUAGCAAGACGCCGCCGCCUCUCAACGGGCCCGUGAACGGCGUAUCUACGACUGCCGCUCCGGUGAUGGGCGCUGUGGCUGUUGCCAUUGCCGGAUGGGUCUUGAUGGUCUAAAGCAGGAUUACGCGUAUGGACUCUACGAUACAGGUUUAUUUAUUUAUUUUGGGAGGC